AUGGCGGUGAACCGUCUGCGACUAGUGCAACAGAAGGAGACGGCACUAGCUAAAGCCCAACGACGAGAAAUGGCAGGGUUAUUGGAAGCAGGCAAGGAGGCCAGUGCCCGGAUCCGCGUGGAAAACAUCAUUCGAAACGACAUCAGCGUCGAGCUGCUGGAGAUUCUCGAAUUGUACUGUGAACUGCUGCUGGCUCGAAUCGGACUGCUGGACGCCAAGGAAUGCGAUCCUGGCCUGGAGGAGGCCGUGUGCACCGUCAUCUAUGCGGCUCCCCGUACGGAAAUCAAAGAAUUGCAUACUAUCAGAGACAUUUUCGUCACCAAGUUUGGCCGCGACUUUGCGAAGGAGGCCCUGGAGAACCCCGACGUGAAAAUCCCCGAAAAGGUCAUGACCAAGCUGAGCGUACAGCCCCCCAGCGCCGAGCUCAUCACCCUGUAUCUCAGAGAGAUAGCCCGCGCCUACAAUGCUCCAUUCAGUGAACUGUACACCAAGGAGGAGCUUGAGGAGAUGGAACGACAGGAGAAUGGUGGGGAUGACGACGACGAUGAUGACGAACCCUCCAGCGGACUCAAGGAAAAGCUCCCUGAGGAACCUCUGCCCGCAACAUCAGGUAAUGAGGCUGUUCGUCGUUUGUCCGAGUCCCUGGAGCCUCCCAAGUCGCCCAUCGCCAUCUCGCCUCCUGCCCCCAGAUCAUCUAACCCCAAGCCCGAGCUCAAGCUGCCGUUUCAGAAGGACUCUCCCACCCGACCGCGUCCCAGACCCGCUGUUAAGAAGGAUGAUGAGUUUGACGCUCUUCAGAAGAGACUGGACGCCCUGAGAACGAAAUAG
Messenger RNA from Yarrowia lipolytica CLIB122, 828 nucleotides. RefSeq lists its product as uncharacterized. The record is from RefSeq and is a predicted model, not a curated record. Gene Ontology annotation, biological process: protein transport. NCBI's taxonomy places the organism in Eukaryota, Fungi, Ascomycota, Dipodascomycetes, Dipodascales.